AUGAACGGUUCAGCCCUCUCUAGUCGCUCCUGGUCAGUGAGCGAGGAGUCACUGAGAAGGUACGUGAGGUUCGCGAGUGAGCGAUGCAUCCAAGAGCUCUUAUCUGCCUCUGAGGCCGGACGCUUUGGGAAUGCGCCCAAUGGUUGGAAAGUGGUGAGGCAUGACCAAAAUGGCGUCGAGAUUUCAAAACGCGACUCGGGAUCGCUGCACGCGUUUCGAAGCCGCCGCAUCCUCACAUCAGUAUUUCCAGAGCAGUUCAUCAGAGUCGCAAAUGCCAAGCAAUGGGAAGGUGACCUGGUGGAAGCAACACAUAUUAAGGACAUAGAUGAGAAUCUGAGCGUAAUCCAUUUAAGGUUUGGGGAAAACUCGAAACCGCUUUUUAGGAACAGAGAGUUCAUUGUCUACGAACGACGUGAGACCAUGGAAGACGGUACUCUUGUGGUGGCAGUGGCGUCCCUGCCAAAGGAGAUCGCAGAAGGACUAGAGCCAAAGAAGAAGAAAAACAAUUCAACAAGAGGAUUGUUGGUUGAGUCAGGUUGGGUUUUGGAGAAGCUUGAAGAUGCCUCUUGCAUGGUUACUUAUGUUGCUCAGUUGGAUCCUGCAGGAUGGUUGCCAAAGUUUUUCGUUAACAGAUUAAACACGAAGCUAGUAAUGAAACUUGAUAACCUUAGAAAGUUUGCUCAAACUUUUCCACCUCAUCUUCCUCAUUUCUAG
This is a messenger RNA of Microthlaspi erraticum, 714 nucleotides long. Lineage: Eukaryota; Viridiplantae; Streptophyta; Magnoliopsida; Brassicales; Brassicaceae. The record is from the annotation of a GenBank genome assembly.